This is a messenger RNA of Onychostruthus taczanowskii (white-rumped snowfinch), 234 nucleotides long. RefSeq names its product phospholipid phosphatase-related protein type 2-like. The record is from RefSeq and is a predicted model, not a curated record. NCBI's taxonomy places the organism in Eukaryota, Metazoa, Chordata, Aves, Passeriformes, Passeridae. The transcript has a single exon. The annotation marks the transcript as partial.
GGCGUGUUCUCCUUCGGCCUCCUGGCCACGGCCAUCUUCGCCAACGCGGGCCAGGUGGUCCUGGGGACCCCCGCCCCCCAUUUCCUGGCCGUGUGCCGCCCCAACUACAGCGCGCUGGGCUGCGCGGGACCCCCGGGGACCCCUCCCCACUUCGUGCCCCCGGGGGGCUCCCCCUGCUCCGGGGACCCCCCGGCCGUGGCCGCCGCCCGCAGAGACUUCCCCUGCAAGGAGGCG